This is a messenger RNA of Scaptodrosophila lebanonensis, 1902 nucleotides long. RefSeq lists its product as uncharacterized. Gene Ontology annotation, biological process: ubiquitin-dependent protein catabolic process. Gene Ontology annotation, cellular component: cytosol. The record is from RefSeq and is a predicted model, not a curated record. Gene Ontology annotation, molecular function: polyubiquitin modification-dependent protein binding. Bases 69 to 1295 code for a protein of 408 amino acids. NCBI's taxonomy places the organism in Eukaryota, Metazoa, Arthropoda, Insecta, Diptera, Drosophilidae. The transcript is spliced from 3 exons.
AACUAAAAGUGAGACGCAUUCAAUUGUUAUAUUAAUAAUUAUUACGAAUCGGAGGUAGAAUUCUAAAAAUGACUACUCUAUUCGCGGGCGUGCAUAUAAAAAGUAAAACGAAUGGAGUUUAUCCUCUGCACAACAUCGAUUUAGAGAAGAAUGUGAUGUAUUUGAAGGAAUAUAUAAUUAAGGAAUUAAAAUUGCAGCUAUACGCCAAUGACGUAGAAAUAUUGUACAAUGGUCUGCUGCUCAAUGACUCUCAAGUCCUGAGAGACACAAUGAAACCGAAUGCAGUGAUCCAUUGUUUCCGUAAAAUGAAGAAUUAUGAGCCCUAUGUGCCGCCACCCGCAUCCGAAAUAAACACAAAGCACAUACAGGAGCUAUUUUCGUUGACAUCGCAUUUGCAAAUAAGUGUGCAAUCCCGCGUGAAUAUACUUCAGAAGAUACUGGCUGAGUAUCCGGAAUUCCGACGCAAUUUGGGUGCUCAGGCCCUGAUACGCGACUCGGUGUUGUUUAAUACCCUCCAUGAGCCCGAGGUGGUGCAGCGUUUGGUGCGGGAUUACCCCCUGAUAUGUGAGGCAACACCCUUUAUUGUGGAGACCAUACGCAAGGAGCUAGCCCGCAACAGCUCGGCCACACACUUUCAAGAGCAAGCCGCGUCGGAGUCUACCACAUCGUCGGAGGAGGAGAACUCCUUGGGGGCUGGUAGCAGCAGCAGUGGCGGCAGCAGCACCACAGCCGCUACACGUCGGGAUGAGUUGGCCAACAUACGUCAGAUUAGUCGGCUACAGUUGGCAAACGCAUUGGCUGGAGCCAUGGGCUCCUUCAACUCUCUCUCGAACAUAGCGCAACGGAAUGUGGAUGAAGCCUUGCAUACUGGCGAUCGCCCACGGACUACUUCGGCUCCUAGCACAGCUUCCUCCAGUGCGGCUGCCGCAGGCGCAGGCACAGAUCGCAGUGGCAUUUCAUCGGAACUGUUUCGUAAUGAGCUCGCACGUGCUUUUCAAUCCUUGCAGCACCAGCCCACACAAACGACAGCGGCAGGAGCCGAACGCAUGGAUAUGGAGGGCAUUGUGGAGCAGCCGGCGGCAGAAGCUUUGCAAGACUUGGAUGAUGAUGAUGCCGCCGCUGGAGAUGAUAGCGAUGUUCUUCCACGAAUCUAUCGUCGCCACAGAUUCACCGAACAACUGCGCACAAUGGCCGCCAUGGGUUUCAUCAAUCACAGUCAGAAUGCCAAUUAUUUGAAUCUGACAGACGGAAAUGUCGAGCAUGCCAUUAAUCUUUUAAUGCUCGGCAUGAACUGAUUGCCUAGAUUCUUAUACUCUCCUAUUAUUCUUUGUAGCUGCUAUGUUUAUGCGAAGUGCUCGACACGUUAGGUUCAAAACUCAGAUAUCGCUUUAUCUGCCUGCUAAUUGAGAUCUAUAUAAUUCGUCUUAAAAGUGAAUUCUGAUUAGGAAAUGUUCUGCAUCAGAAAAUAAUAAUAUAAAAAAAAAAGAUAGAGCUGUUAACUUUUAAAAGUGUUAAAAGAACAUUUUUAGACUCUUAGAUAUGAGGGAAAUAUUUCAAAUCCAAAUAGCUUGAUCGAUUUCAAUUACAGGAAAUCCAAUGCAACGGUACCGGUUUUCAGCUCCAUAGCUUUUAAACAGUACCAAUUAAAACAAAUCAGAUGGACGGACAUGGCAAUAUACAUUUUUUUGAAUAUCAUCUAAUUUAAUUUAGUCACAUAUGUCUUCUAUAAUUUGAUCCCCAAAAAUGUAUAAAUGCUGGCAACCCGCCGUUCUUGAACUUCGUAUAAUCAUAGUUACUUUCUAGUUAUACUUAUAAAUAUAUAUGAAUGUGCAUAAAUUAUUUAUCGUUUGGUAGCUACUGUACAAAGCCGAUUUCGAACUACAUAUACAUAUAUAUCCCAUA